UGGGCGUCGCAUUGGUUCGUCGGUCGCAGUUCGUAUUUGGAAGCCAACGGUGCCUCACAGGUGUGCGAGUGCAAGCUUUGGUUUACUCUAUAUAGACAGAUCUACUCAGAUCGCGUGUGAAACAUACGCCUGGAUACGCCAAAUUGGAUUAACACACACAUACGCCCCGACACACACACAUCUGUAUAUAACUCACGUUUAAAAUCGAUCGCAAAGGAUUAUUACUAUGUGCAUUAGCAAUUAAGUGGAAAGUGGAAAAGAAGUCAAUUCAAAUUUAGAAAGAAGAGUUCUCGUGAUAUACAAAAGUGAUAAAUAUAUAUACAUAACAUAUAACUGAACAAUUUGUGCAACAUCAUGUGGAAGUACAUUUGUGCCCUGAUCUUCUUGAGCGUCUGCUGCAACGCGGGACCACUCAAUCAACAGAGGAAGAAUAUGCCCAUAAAGGCACGCGAGGAUAGCGUUGUAAUGUCUCAGGAAUCUCAGACGCAGACGGAGACAGAGUCAGAAGUACAAACGGAAGCGGAAGCAGCUGCUCCCUUGGUGGGCACUUUGACAUUGCCAAGUAAUGCCACUUCGAUCAGGGCGGACAUCACGGAUAGCUUUUCGUGUGCCAACAAAUCGUAUGGCUACUAUGCUGAUGUGGAGAACGAUUGUCAGAUCUUCCAUGUCUGUCUGCCAGUGACUUACGCUGAUGGCAAGGAGAACACCUUCCGGUGGAGCUUCAUUUGCCCCGAAGAGACCAUCUUCAGUCAGGAAUCAUUCACUUGCAUGCGUCGCGAGGAUAUGACCAUCGAAUGCGAAGAAAGCUACAGAUACUACGAGCUGAAUAGCAACUUUGGUGUCUCCACGGAAGAAGAGAAGCAACCCGCAGCUCCAGCCGCCGAGAACGAGCAGAUUGAUCAGCAACCCGAGGAGAGCGAAGCUCCCGCAGCACCUGCCGAACCCGCGCCCGAGCCCGUCGUUGAACCCGCAAAGCCAGUGAAGGUGCAGAAGCCCAAGCCAAAGCCAAAUCGUCGCAAGCCCGCUGUUACCUACAACAAGCCCCAGAGGAAAGCACCUGUUCCUGCCACGUCAGCACCUGUCGUUGAGCCUGUUGAGGCAGUUGAACCCGAGCCUGUAGCUGUUGUUGUUGCUCCUGUGGCAGCCAAGCCAAAGCCACAGCGUUUUAAUCCCAGACCCAACAAGGAGAAACCUCAGACCCUGAAGCCUGCCGCCCCCAUUCGCAACGAACUCUUCAAUGCCAUCCGCAAGCGUCCCGCCAUCUUCAACAAACCCACCACAAAGCCAGUGGAGGAGAGCGAAGCAGCUAUCACCGAGGCCAUCCAAGCUCAAGCGGAGCUGAGUGAACCACAGCCCACUUUGAAGCUGCAGACCAUGUUUGUGGACACAGCUCCAGUUGUUCCCGUGCAGGUUGUAGAAGAACCUGUGCCUGAAGCCUCUGAACCUGUGGUUGCCAUUGCACAACCAGAGACUGAGUCAGAGUCAGAGCCAGAGCCACAGCCAGUGGAGAUUGCAGCUGAGCCAGAGCCAGAGCCAAUUAAGACUGAGAUAGUAACUGAGCAGGAUGCCCCAAUUAAGAUGGAACUGAGUGAAGUGCAACCCGUUGAAGCCUUUGAGGAAAUUCCUGCUGUGAUUGCCGAGGAAAAGCCACAAGAGAUUGAGCAGCCAGUGGAGCAGCCCGCAGAGGAGCAGCCAGUUGAGUUGCCUGUCGAGCAGCCAGCUGAGAUUCUAGUAGAGCAGCCAGCUCAGCAGCCAGAGGAGCUGCCAGUAGAGACAGAGGAAAAGCCAGCGGAUGAACCCGUGCAACAAAUUAAGGAACAGACAGCUGAGCAGCCAGCAGAGGAGAUUCAGGAACAGGCAGCUGAGCAUCCAAAUGAGACGCCUGUUGAAACGCCAGUUGAGACUCCAGUUGAGACCCCAGUUGAGACUCCAGUUGAGACACCAGUCGAAACGCCAGUUGAACAGCCACAGGAACAUGAAGCAGAACAGGAAGUGCAACAGUCAGCAGAGCAGCCAAUAGAACAACCUCCACAGCCAGAGAGCAACCAAAUCAUUGAAGAGUCCAAACUCGAAGCAGCUCCCGCUAUUAUGGAGCCCAGCAACUCCAACGAGGAAGCCCUGAAUAACAUUGAAGCUUUGGAGGCAGCCAAGCCAGCUGAUGCGCCCGAGAGUCUGCCCGCCACACCCGAGAUGGCUCAACCAAGUCCUUUGGUGGAAGAGAUGCUCGACAACAGCGGCAACAUUGAUGAGAGCAUGAAGCAAACAGCUGGCGGCUUCAAGCCUGUGGAUCCUGUCAUGGCCGCCGAGGCAGAGCAGCUGAUCACCGAUUUUUUGAAUACGCUGCGCAAGCAUGAGGAGAAAACUGAGACUGAGUUGGCCAGCGCUGCCAUGGACAUGGCCGAAACCAUCGAGCAGCAGCCACAAGCACAAGAGAGCGAAGUGAAGCCAGAGACAGAGUUGCUUAAGACACCUGAGGAGCAGGCAGACAAUGUUUCUAUUGAGGAGCAAAAGCUGCCAGAGCCAGAGAUUAUUGACAAAAACGCUUCCGUUGAGGAACAACUGCUGGAGGGAGAGACCGAGCCAGAACCACAACCCAAACUGAAACUGACGCAGGACUCUCCUAUUUAUAACAUUAUGCAACUGAAUCAUAUGCCCGCUGACUAUCAGAUUCCAGUGCAAGUGGUCUCAAUGCCAGAGCCAGUAGAGGAAUCUAAGCCAGAGGCCGAGUCAGAGACAGCACAAGAAGUGAUUCAGGAAACAGCACCUCAAUUGCCAGCUGAACCAGAGCAGAAGCCAGUGGAGACUGAGACACAGAUGAGCUUGGCCACAGCUGCCUAUAUGCCACCCAUCAGCAUCGAUGACAUUGUGGAGCUCGUCAAGGAGCGUCUCGAUCAAAAUCCCAAAAACGAGCAGCUUGCACCCAUGGAACUGAUCCUCACACCAGGUGCUGCAGCUCCCAUGGCGUUGAUUCAGAGCAACAGCGAAGACAAGCAGGAGACACAGCCAGAGACAGAACAGCAGUCAGCACCUGUGGCUGAUGAAGAGACAGCGCCAGAGAUUGCACCUGAAGCUUCUUCAGCAGUCGAGCCUGCUCCCGAAGUUGCCUCAGCUCCAGUAGCCGAGCCCGAGCCUGAACCCGCGUCGAGUCCUGAACAAGAGGAAGUUAUCCUACCCAUUUACAAACGCAUUUCCAUCGCUGAGCCCAGCAUGUCCAAGGUGCAGACGGCGCCCGUGACAGUCAGCAAAGUGGAGGAGCCAGAGCAACAUUCGGAUGAGCUUAAAACCCAAACCAAAAUGGAUGCACGCAAGCGUCGUUUUCUGUUUCGUGCUGAUGCCAGCUAAGGAGCCACCUUUUUUCUUUGUGAGUUCUCCUCAAAGCACUGCAAAAAACCCGCCCACAUCGCCCACAUCAAAAGCACAAAACCAUUAAGCCGAAGUCCAGUCUAAUCCAGGAGGCAACUCCCAACCACUCGACUGUCCAAUUGACUGUUCGGCUGUCCCACUCAUUUGCACCUAGGCAAACUUUAAUGACUAUUUUUUGAUUUUCUAGUUUUAUGGCCAUUUCUGCACUUCUCAAAAAAGCGCACACGAGAGUUGAAAUUUUAAGUUUAGCAUUGUUGUAUCCUUUUGCGUUAAACAAACAAACAA
Drosophila albomicans is the source of this 3648-nucleotide messenger RNA. Its product is annotated as titin. NCBI's taxonomy places the organism in Eukaryota, Metazoa, Arthropoda, Insecta, Diptera, Drosophilidae. The transcript is spliced from 3 exons. Gene Ontology annotation, molecular function: chitin binding. The coding region runs from base 355 to 3342 and encodes 995 amino acids. The record is from RefSeq and is a predicted model, not a curated record. Gene Ontology annotation, cellular component: extracellular region.